This is a messenger RNA of Cercocebus atys (sooty mangabey), 2718 nucleotides long. It is a transcript of the gene ASB18, whose product is annotated as ankyrin repeat and SOCS box containing 18. Gene Ontology annotation, biological process: intracellular signal transduction. The transcript is spliced from 6 exons. Gene Ontology annotation, molecular function: protein binding. Bases 178 to 1578 code for a protein of 466 amino acids. NCBI's taxonomy places the organism in Eukaryota, Metazoa, Chordata, Mammalia, Primates, Cercopithecidae. The record is from RefSeq and is a predicted model, not a curated record. Gene Ontology annotation, cellular component: cytoplasm; nucleus.
CUGAAAAGAUUACUUCACACCUCCCUGCUGGCAGGUGGCCCUCCCCAGGGACUGUAAGAGGAGCCAGGGUGCUGCUACUUAUAGCAGCCCUCACGCCACUCUCGCGGACAGCUGCUGAUUUUGGAGUCACUUUAGAGGAAGAAAAGAAGGGCUGGUCACUGCACAAACGACAUAACAAUGUCCAACUCGGAUUACCUUCCAGACUACCCACUCAACUCAGAUUUAGUGAAGAGAUUAAAGUCUGCCCUGGAUGCCAAAGAUGAGGAGAGAGUGGGAGAUUUAAUCUGCACUGAAGUCACGCCUGUGGACGCCGUGAUAGAACUGGCCAAUGACGACUGGAUGAAAGACCCCUCGGCUCAGCUGCCCCCCGGCAUGCUGCUAGGGGACCUGGAGCAUCUGAAGCUCCUCAUGGACCAGUUCUUCCAGGAUGCCAAUGUGGUGUUUGAGAUCAAUAAGGAUGAGAUGGAAUGGCAGGUGAAAUCUCCAGCCACGUUUGGACUGUCAGGCCUCUGGACCCUGGAAUACAAGCGCGAGCUCACCACGCCCCUGUGCAUCGCCGCGGCCCACGGCCACGCCGCCUGCGUGCGAUACCUGCUCGGCCGCGGCGCAGACCCCGACGCCAGCCCCGGCGGCCGCGGCGCCCUGCACGAGGCCUGCCUCGGGGGCCACACCGCCUGCGCCCGCCUGCUCCUGCAGCACCGCGCCGACCCCGACCUGCUCAGCGCCGAGGGCCUGGCGCCUCUGCACCUCUGCCGCACGGUCGCCUCGCUCGGGUGCGCACAGGCGCUGCUGGAGCACGGGGCCUCGGUGCAGCGCGUGGGCGGCAAGGGCCGGGACACGCCGCUGCACGUGGCGGCGCAGUGCGGCCUGGACGAGCACGCGCGCCUCUACCUGGACCGCGGGGCGUACGUGGACGCGAGGAACGGCUGCGGGGAGACGGCCCUAAGCGUGGCCUGCGGGGCGGCGCGGAGACCCGAUGAGCACGGGCGCUGCCUGCGCCUGUGCGCGCUGCUGCUGCGGCACGGGGCGGAGGCGGACGCGCGCGACGAGGACGAGCGCAGCCCACUGCACAAGGCCUGCGGCCACGCGAGCCACAGCCUGGCGCGCCUCCUGCUGCGGCACGGCGCCGACGCGGGCGCGCUCGACUAUGGCGGGGCCUCACCGCUGGCCCGCGUGCUGCAGACUGCAGCCUGCGCGCUCCAGGCUGCACCGCAGCGCACGGUGCAGGCGCUGUUCAACCACGGCUCGCCCACUGUGUGGCCCGACGCCUUCCCCAAGGUGCUGAAGACCUGCGCAUCGGUCCCCGCGGUCGUCGAGGUGCUUUUCAACUCCUACCCUCAGCUCUGCGUGUCAGAGUCCUGGAAGGAACUGAUUCCUGAGGAAGUAUUCCAGAUGCACAAGCCAUUCUACCAGUCCCUCUUUGCCUUGGCCCACACCCCACGCUGCCUGCAGCAUCUUUGCCGCUGUGCCCUUCGCAGACUGUUUGGCAAAAGGUGCUUUGACCUCAUCCCCCUGUUACCCUUGCCAAAGCCCCUGCAGAAUUAUGUACUUUUAGAACCACAGGGUGUUUUGCACUGAAACAACACUGCAACCAAUGCUGCUGUUCUCCUCGCUGCCCUUCUGUGGAGGCUGUGUGUUGAGGAGAGCACUCUGGUGAAGAUGGAGGUGAUGGCAGUUCCCUUCCCAAGUGCUCUCCAUGGGACCGGGUGAAGCACAGACCUUGCCAAGCUGCAGGUUCACCUCGAAAUGGAAUUGGCAACAAAAGCCCUUUCUGCCUCUCAGGGUCGCCUGUGAAAAUCCAGUGAAAUCGUGACUAUCACAGCACCUGGUCUUGGAAAGUACCUUUCAACAACAGUUAAGCCAAAAGGUACAGUGAGUCCUCACUUAAGGUCUUCGAUAGGUUUUGGGAAUCAGCUUUAAGCGAAAUGAUGUAUAACAAAGCCAGUUUUCCCAAGGUUAAUUGAUAUAAACAAGAGUAACGUUCCCACAGCGUAUUUCUGGUCACAAAAAGAUUGCCACACUUCUAAAUAAAGACCAAUACAGUUCUAAUAGUAAACAUUGAAAUAAAUGCAAGCUACGCAUACCCUUAAGAGAUUAAUAACAAGUAAGAUAAUUAUUUGCCCAAUUUGUAGUGAAUCAGUAAGUGAUGGUGUUUGUCCUGCUCGUGGGUUAGAUCAAGGAAUAAAUGUUUGCAAAACGAACCUUGUCAGGAGCACCUCCUGCCACCACGAAGUUCACAACAGUCACCAAUGUGGCAGGCUUGCUAGGCCCUCUCAUACCGCAUCAUUUAUUGUCAUGCAUUUGGAUGAUUACUGUAUGCCUUAUGAAUUUUUACUUUACAAUAAUUUGUAUUCAUUCAUUCGUAUUCUAACGUGCUUAUUCUAGUUCAGGGUCAUGGGUGGCCAGAGGCCACCCCAGCAACUCAGUGUGCAGGGCAGGAACCAGGCCUGGACGGGGUGCUGUUCCAUUGCAGGGUGCUCACACACCCCCACACCCACCCACACACACACACUGGGGCAAUUCAGACACCCCAGCUCACCUCACCUGCUCAGCUUUGGGAUGUGGGAGGGAACCGGAACACCCAGAAAAAACCCACACAGACAGUGGCCCUGACUAGGAAUCAGUUUUGUUUCUCAUCAGUGUUAUAAUAAAAUGACGUUAAACAAAACAUUAUUUAAGGACCUGCUGUAUACAUAUUUUUCCAAUGUGGUAGCAGCC